AUGGCUGCAGAUCUAGCUGGCUUUUGGGACAUGGUGUCAAUUCAGGUGGAUAAUGUACACGAACUUUUCAAAGAGGUCAGUGUUCUUAAAACUAAUGGAUGGAAACAGGAGCAAACUGCACAGACCACUAAUAAUGUCACCAUAGGCCCAGUGAAGAAGAAACCAGCAAAGGUUAUGAAAAAAGCUGUGAAGAAUGACUCUGAGGAACAAAAGGCACGAGACGAGGCCCGCAAGAAACUACUGGAGGAGAGACGGAGGGCAAUGAAGGAAGCAAGGAAAGCUCAACAAACUCAACCUGAUGCAAAUGGCAUAGUAGAUGACGUGGAAAUUAUGGUGGCAGAAAACAAAACUGCCCAUUUGCAGAAUUUAACAGGUGGAAACGAAGACAAAAGAACAAAGGGCAAUGAAGGUGGUGAAGUUAAUGAGAAAACAAAGGAAGAAGAAAAACAAAAGGAAGGCCACCAAUUCUUACAAAUAGUUGAAAACGAGGUUUCUGAAAUACAAGCCCUGAUAAACAGUGCUGAAUCUGACCUGAAAACCUUCACACCACAGAUGAGUGAGGAGGUACAAGGAAAGGUCCUCGCAGCAACAGGAAAGGCGCGCCUCCUUAUCUCGCAGAAGAUAGAGCAGUUCAAAGGCCUAUGUCAACAAAAUAUUGAUGGGCCUAAAGGUGAAGAACCUGCUAUACUAGAUGAGGAUCUGGCUGGAUUUUGGGACAUAGUGUCCAUCCAGGUGGAUAAUGUACACCACCUUUUCAAAAAAGUCAGUGUUCUUAAAGCUAAUGGAUGGAGAGAGAACCCAAAUAAACAGAACACUAAUAAUGUCACCAAAUGCCCUGCUAAGAGGGAACCAGCAAAAGCUAUGAAAAAGGCUAUGAAGAAUUGCUCUGAGGAACGAAAGGCACGAGAUGAGGCCCGCAAGAAAUUACUGGAGGAGAGACGGAGGGCAAUGAAAGCUAAACAAACUCAACCUGAUGCAAAUGGUAGCACAGAUGGUGUGGAAAUUCUGGUAGCAGAAAAGAGUAUGACCCAUUUGGGAGAAGUUAAAAUGAGUAUAACAGACUAUAUUGAUGGCUGA
This is a messenger RNA of Macrobrachium nipponense, 1077 nucleotides long. RefSeq names its product disks large-associated protein 4-like. Gene Ontology annotation, biological process: signaling. The transcript has a single exon. The coding region runs from base 1 to 1077 and encodes 358 amino acids. The record is from RefSeq and is a predicted model, not a curated record. Gene Ontology annotation, molecular function: molecular adaptor activity. Gene Ontology annotation, cellular component: postsynaptic specialization; glutamatergic synapse. Lineage: Eukaryota; Metazoa; Arthropoda; Malacostraca; Decapoda; Palaemonidae.